This is a messenger RNA of Cucurbitaria berberidis CBS 394.84, 1657 nucleotides long. RefSeq names its product glycosyltransferase family 32 protein. Gene Ontology annotation, molecular function: alpha-1,6-mannosyltransferase activity. The record is from RefSeq and is a predicted model, not a curated record. The transcript is spliced from 2 exons. Gene Ontology annotation, biological process: protein N-linked glycosylation. Gene Ontology annotation, cellular component: mannan polymerase complex. NCBI's taxonomy places the organism in Eukaryota, Fungi, Ascomycota, Dothideomycetes, Pleosporales, Cucurbitariaceae. The coding region runs from base 463 to 1641 and encodes 392 amino acids.
CAAGAGGUGCCUCCUCUCAAAAAAGACGCGCAACGCCUGCAGUGCCCAGCCAGGCAUUAUUGCAUUGCCUCUACUCGUUUGCGCAGCAGGCGCUUGUCUAUCUAUUCUUCCUCCUCGUCCUUCGUUUCUGCUGUAGCUAUCGUGUCUUUAUUUUACAACUAAGUACCCACUGCCUGCCACGCCCAAAUCUCCACCUUGACCUCCAUCUCCGACCUUGCACCUCUCCAUCGCCUGAAACAGUUAGCGUCUAGCUCCAAGGGUGAAGAGAUAAGGUCAACAUUUUCCCCGAAACCAGCGAAUACGACUCUGCACCCUGACAGCCGGCAAGGGCGUCUGUCGUGAUAUAUUGUCUCUCCACGCCCCAAAGUCGUGUUCCCUCUGUACCCUCGAGUCGUCGCCGCCGCCGUCCACCGUCUUCCUCAACUUCUCUCUGCGCCGCCACCUGGCCCGCGCCCGCCCACGAUGCUCACCUUCAAGAAAGCCCUGGUGCUGUCGCUCGCAUGCCUCACCCUCUUCUUCAUCUUCAAGUCGCAUCAUUCGAGCAGCACCACGCCCACCUUCCGCAAUGCAAAGGACCUGCCCCGCCCGAGCACCUGGGUGAACCCAAAGACGCCAAAAACACCAAAAGCCGCUCCAGAAGCCGCCAAAGACAAGGCAAAGCAGACGGACAAGACGAAUUUGGCCUUCAACAUGCCCGAGGCCCCGUCAAGAAAGCCCAAGUCGCAGACGCAAUUCAGCGCCGACGAGCUGAGGCAACGGCCGCUCAAGGACCAGCUAGAAUACCAGUUCCCCUACGACGUAGACGGGAAAACACCCGCAUACAUUUGGCAGACGUGGAAAAACACACCAGCACAGGGCGAAUUUGAGGAGAUGUUCCGCGAGCCAGAGGCCAGCUGGUCCAUCCACCACCCGUCCUUUGUACACGAGGUCAUUACCGACAAUGUCGCUGUGCACUUGAUCAGGCAUCUCUACGCCUCUGUGCCCGAAGUCCUAGAUGCAUACAACGCUCUACCGCUCCCCGUACUCAAAGCCGACUUCUUCCGCUACCUCAUCCUGCUCGCCCGCGGCGGUAUCUAUUCCGACAUCGACACGUCAGCCCUAAAGAGCGCGGCAGAUUGGAUCCCCCAUGACGUGCCCGCAAAUUCUUAUGGCAUGGUCAUUGGCAUCGAGGCUGACCCGGAUCGCCCAGAUUGGGCCCAGUGGUACUCUCGCCGCAUCCAGUUUUGCCAAUGGACAAUUCAGUCAAAACCCGGUCAUCCCAUCCUCGUCGAUGUCGUAGCAAACAUCACCCAAGAGACGCUGAAGCGCAAGAACGCCGGUACCCUCACCAAGGACAACAAGGGCAUCAUCGAGUUCACGGGUCCUGCCGUCUGGACGGAUAGCAUCUUCUCCUUCUUCAACAACCCCGACUACUUCGACAUGAGCACAAGCAAGGGCAAUAUUACCUGGGAGAAUUUCACGGGCAUGAAGGCGCCGAAGAAGGUUGGCGAUGUCAUCGUUCUGCCCAUUACGAGUUUCAGUCCUGGUAUCAAGACUAUGGGUGCGGGCGGCGAGGACGAUCCCAUGGCUUUUGUCAAGCACAACUUUGAAGGCACCUGGAAGCCCGAGAACGAACGCCAUGUUGGCGAGAUCUUUGCUUGAGUGCAGACGAGACGAA